AUGGUGGAUUGCACGUUUAUAUUGACUCAAAUUUUGUUCAUCUCCUGCUGUUUUCUGACUGUACAUUGUGCACAACCCGAUUGUACAUCUGUGACUGACUUUGAUGAUUGUCCAGGGAAUAUAACACAUUUCUGUCCAGAGAAUAGUAUUUGUGCAUGCAAAGAUGGAGAGCCUUUUUGCAAAUGUCCAAAUUUCAGAGGUCGGUGGGGAAAUUAUUGGUACAUGGGGACCAAAUGUGACCAGCUCUGGAAUACUCUGGACCUGAUUUUAGUAGCAGCAUUGCCUGGAAUAGGACUGGCUUUACUAGUUGGUGUAACAAUCCAGACUAUCCACUACUGUAAAAAGAAGUCAAAGAAGAAUACAAAUGAUCACCGAGAACAGAGGAGUUUAUCAGGACUCCAACCUCAGCAUAAUUCUGCACAUGCUUUUGAUACUGCUAUGAGACCUUCUCAACCUGAUCAAGGCCAGAAUCCCUGGAGUUCAUCCCUUCAGAGCAUCCUUCCUAGAAGUCCUGUAUCUCCACCACAACAGUUCUCUGGAAGAAAUUACAACAUUAUGACUCAUGAGCCCAAAGAGGACAAUCCUUACAUCUAUCCAUCUUUUAAUUGGAAUGGCCCUCUGGGAACAGCUAGACCUGAAGCAAAUUAUGGGGACAAGUAUUCUUCAGCCAUGCACAUGAAGCCACUUUUCAAAUCAGAAAAAAAAAGUGAAAUGGAUUAUCACCCGAAAGUUAUCUUUAUGAAUGUUCUUGACAAAUGCAAUGAAUUAUAG
Balaenoptera ricei (Rice's whale) is the source of this 771-nucleotide messenger RNA. RefSeq lists its product as uncharacterized. The coding region runs from base 1 to 771 and encodes 256 amino acids. NCBI's taxonomy places the organism in Eukaryota, Metazoa, Chordata, Mammalia, Artiodactyla, Balaenopteridae. The record is from RefSeq and is a predicted model, not a curated record. The transcript has 7 exons.